AUGGCUAGUAACAACAACAACAACCCUCAUGAGAAUCUCUCAGACCAAACACCUUCUGAUGACUUCUUCGAGCAAAUCCUUGGUCUCCCCAACUUCUCUGCCUCUUCAUCCGACGGUGGGUUAGGCGGAGGAGGAGGAGCACCGCCGAUGAUGCUGCAGUUAGGUUCCGGCGAGGAAGGUGGAGGUCAUCACAUGGGUGGGUUAGGACCAAGUGGGUUUCAUAACCAGAUGUUUCCUCUAGGUUUGAGUCUUGACCAAGGGAAAGGACAUAACUUUAUUAGACCUGAAGGUGGUCUUGCAAGUGGUGGGAAACGUUUCUCUGAUGACGUCAUGAAACCUGUUUUUCAUGGGCAACCAAUGCAACAGCCAGCACCAGUGGCGCCACAUCAGCCUACUUCAAUCCGGCCUAGGGUUCGAGCUAGGCGUGGUCAAGCUACUGAUCCACAUAGCAUAGCUGAAAGGCUUCGUAGGGAAAGAAUAGCGGAACGGAUCAGGGCGUUGCAAGAACUUGUACCUACUGUUAACAAGACAGACAGAGCUGCUAUGAUUGAUGAGAUUGUGGACUAUGUAAAGUUUCUCAGGCUCCAAGUUAAGGUUUUGAGCAUGAGUCGUCUUGGUGGAGCCGGUGCAGUUGCUCCACUUGUUACUGACAUGCCUUUGUCAUCAUCAGUUGAGGAUGAAACUAGUGACGGUGGAAGAACACCGCAACCUGCGUGGGAGAAAUGGUCUAACGAUGGCACUGAACGUCAAGUAGCUAAACUGAUGGAAGAAAAUGUUGGAGCAGCGAUGCAGCUUCUUCAAUCUAAGGCGCUUUGUAUGAUGCCAAUCUCAUUGGCUAUGGCUAUCUACCAUUCUCAGCCUCCAGAUACAUCGUCGGUGGUCAAGCCUGAGACUAAUCCUCCUCCACCUUAGGAUUUUUUAGUGGAAGUGUGGGUUUGUACAGCAAUCCAACAUGGCUUUUGCUUUCUACUGCUGCUCAUGGAUAUGUUGUCUUGCUGUUUCAUCUCGCUCCCACAACAUCCACUUGUUUGGUCUGAUUGAAUAAAAGGAAAAAGGCUUUGGAGAUGGAAUCAAUGUAGGAUUUGCAGUAGAAGUAGAAGGGAGGAUUUGUCAAAAAGCUCACUUGAUUAAAUAUGAUUUGUUAUCAUUAUUUUCUAGGUGGACUUUGAUGAAAGCAGCUUUAUGUUUUCAUGACUUUAGUGGGAGGUUGAGGAAGAGCUUGAAAGGGUAUUUUAGUAGUAGUAGUGGUAAGUGUGUGGGACCUUGUUGAAUUUUAUGUACACAUUGGAUGAAAAAUAAAAGUAUUUGAUUAUGCUAAGUUAACCGUGUAAUAUUGUUAUUUAUUCUGUAUGAAUUGGAGUGAUGAAGUAACCCAAAAACAAUGUUGUUAGUGUCCA
Molecule: messenger RNA, 1397 nt
Organism: Eruca vesicaria subsp. sativa (arugula)
Lineage: Eukaryota; Viridiplantae; Streptophyta; Magnoliopsida; Brassicales; Brassicaceae
Source: the annotation of a GenBank genome assembly